Etheostoma cragini (Arkansas darter) is the source of this 1556-nucleotide messenger RNA. RefSeq names its product atypical chemokine receptor 4-like. The record is from RefSeq and is a predicted model, not a curated record. The transcript has 4 exons. Gene Ontology annotation, cellular component: membrane. Lineage: Eukaryota; Metazoa; Chordata; Actinopteri; Perciformes; Percidae. Gene Ontology annotation, biological process: immune response; G protein-coupled receptor signaling pathway; chemotaxis. The coding region runs from base 345 to 1556 and encodes 403 amino acids. Gene Ontology annotation, molecular function: chemokine binding; scavenger receptor activity; chemokine receptor activity.
AUUGAGAGAUUAAGUUCACAAUUAAUCCGAGUUUGAAAAACAGCUUCUCUUUGUACAGUGAUUUGCAAAGUACAGAAAACAAAUACAGUAAGAACUGAAGGAAUAUUUGUUCAUCCCUUUAUUCUGUGUCAUACAGUCUUAAAGAGACACACGCACACACAGAGCUACGUGAUGAAGAGAGGUGCUCCUAGGGUGUCAGCAGUGAAGGGAGUGGGGCAGGCUGAGGCAAAGAGAUCAGUCACUUCAGUCCUGUUGUGCAUUCAAACUUUUCUCCUCAGGAUACUAAACUCGUUGUGUGUGAUUAAAAAAGGAAAUCCCCAAAAAGGAACAAACACAAGCAAAAAAUGGAAGAUUUCUAUUAUGAAGAGGAGGACUCCAGCUUAAAUGACAGUUAUGAUUACAAUUAUGAACACAGUGUGUGUGACAAAGAGGCAGUGCGCUCUUUUGCCAGUAUCUUCCUCCCUGUCAUCUAUGCCCUGGCUCUGGUGGUGGGCCUGGCUGGGAAUGCCCUGGUAGUGGUAGUGUACACAUCAAAGCUUCGACUACGAACCCUGACAGAUGUGUGCAUUCUGAACCUCGCCAUUUCGGACCUGCUGCUUCUCUUCACCCUGCCUUUCUGGGCAGCUGAUGCCGUCCAUGGCUGGAGGCUGGGUUCGGCAGCCUGCAAGCUCACCUCCUUCCUCUACAGUACCAACUUUAGCUGUGGAAUGCUGCUGUUGGCGUGUAUCAGUGUGGAUCGCUACCACGCUGUAGCCCAUAAUCCAUCAAGGAGGACUGGGACAGGUCCCCGGGUAAGGAAACAGUGGAUUCUGGUGUGUGUGGUGUUGUGGGCUAUAGCCAGCUUUCUUGGCCUUCCUGAACUUAUCUUCUCCACAGUGAAGCACUCUCAUCACAGGACGGCCUGUACAGCCAUCUACCCGCACAGCAUGGCUCGAUCUGCGAAGGCUGCCCUGGAGCUGAUGGAGGUGACCCUUAGAUUCUUGCUACCUUUCUCGGUCAUGGUGUUGUGCUACUCCUUUGUAGGACGGGCACUGAGCCGGGCAGCUGGGGUGCAGAGAGACCGGAAGUGGCGUGCCCUGCGUGUCCUGCUGGCUGUUGUGGCUGUAUUCCUGCUCACUCAGCUGCCCUACAACGUGGUCAAGCUGUGUCGCGCAAUGGACAUCAUCUACAUCCUCGUGACUGACUGUGAAGUCAGCAAGGGCCUGGAUAAGGCUGCCCAAGUGACAGAGGGGCUGGCCCUGACCCACGCCUGCAUUAACCCGGUCCUCUAUGCCUUCAUUGGAUCCUCCUUCAGGGGACACAUCCUCAAGGCUGCCAAGCACCUUGGACAGCGACUUGGGAGACACCCAAGACAUGUAAACACGGAGCCUAAGCCUGCAUCUCUGAUGGUAUGGGGUUGCAUGAGUGUGUGUGGCAUGGGCUAUUUACACAUCUGGAGAGGCACCAUCAAUGCUGAAAGUCCCAAGAGGUUUGCAGACUGUUAUAAAAAGAAGAGGGGAUGCCACACAGUGUCCAGUAACCCAGAAACUGGUGACUUUGCCCUGGGUAUGGAGUGA